Melampsora larici-populina 98AG31 is the source of this 633-nucleotide messenger RNA. RefSeq lists its product as uncharacterized. Bases 1 to 633 code for a protein of 210 amino acids. Lineage: Eukaryota; Fungi; Basidiomycota; Pucciniomycetes; Pucciniales; Melampsoraceae. The record is from RefSeq and is a predicted model, not a curated record. The transcript is spliced from 3 exons.
AUGUAUUUUGAGCCUAGUUUUGCUGCACCUUUAACCCAAACUGGUUUUCUCAAUCGAUACGACACUAUGCAUUGGUUCCGUCCCAACAGGGGCAAGCCAGGGAGCGAGUGGCUUGACCGGUGUGAGGACUUGAUCCUUCCGAUUCAGAAGAUACCUCAUCAGGUUCAUACGCUCGCCAGUUUAAAGAAAUCACCAUCUUUCUUUGUCAUACUACCCACCAACCACAACAUGUCGGAGAGUUCCCAAGCGAGCGAAUCCAAAACAAUUUCUACUAGACCUAUACGAACCAGAAGGCCAGUUAUCAAUCCAUCAAUGGUUUCUCCCAUGCCCGACUCACGCCGCCAAUUGAGCUUGGACCAACCUGUAACCUUGAAAACCAAACGCAAAGACCCCAGUUAUAAUCGCAACGAUGAGGACGCCGACUCUGACGGCUCGAUCAUGAGUAGUCACCCGGAUGGACAGAAGCGCAAGAACAAUCGAAAGACACCAAGCAAUUCAUCCCAGUCCAAGUCUCAACCAAAGAGGAAGAAGAAAGUGAUAUCCGAUGUUGAAUUGGAUGACGACGAGGUAACUAUUAGUAUCACAUUCCAUUCAUUUCAACAUGUAUAUUUAACUUACUCACUUACGGUAUAA